This is a messenger RNA of Ophidiomyces ophidiicola, 2784 nucleotides long. RefSeq lists its product as uncharacterized. NCBI's taxonomy places the organism in Eukaryota, Fungi, Ascomycota, Eurotiomycetes, Onygenales, Onygenaceae. The record is from RefSeq and is a predicted model, not a curated record. Bases 1 to 2784 code for a protein of 927 amino acids. Gene Ontology annotation, biological process: regulation of Rab protein signal transduction. The transcript is spliced from 4 exons. Gene Ontology annotation, cellular component: cytoplasmic vesicle.
AUGGCACCUUCGCUGAGAGACCACCCGUCGUUUGUUCGCCCGCCGACCCGUGAUCGCCCCCUGACUCGCGGCGACCAAGGAGACAACUCGCUCGUCAUUCCUAGCAGAACCUCUUCUUUGCACUCGCGCAUCACGCAGCCAAUUCCUUCGAGUUUGAACAUGAAGCCCGCCCAGAGGACUCCCAAAACCCUAACCCAUGCCUACAUGGUCUGCGGUGUUGGCCGUGAACCCUCCCAGUGGGUCAAAGCUCCCCCUCCUGCCCAAGGAAAGAUUGGCCACAUGAAGGGGGCUGUCGGCCAGUUUUGGCUGCCUGAAAUCUUAGGGAGUAGCCCGAGAUUGGAACAGGACAACGAGAUUGCGAGAGCGUUACAUGCCUCUAUGAGAGCAUGCUUUCCCCAUGAUGUCGAAAUCUGCACAGGCAAGAGUCAGCCGCACUGUGUGCAUCAUUCUUUUGUUCUCCAGCAGGAUUCAACCCACACUCUCUACGGCAUCGCUUUGCGUGUUUGGUCGCGCGCCGACGAAAAACGUGCCGAAACCAUUAGGGAACUGCGCAAGAAGACCGAGACUGAUUUUUACGACAACCCAGAUGAAACUUAUUGGAUUCCGUAUUGCCUGAGUUUUCUUUCUCGAUACCCUCUUUACAACCUUUUGGGAGACUACCUUCGUGGAAUGUGGAUUCACUGGAACAAGGCUACCAACCUUUUCCAUGCCGAAGAAGUAUCGCGCAUUCUCAGCUUCCCCGCGCCCAGGUUGAAUGACCUUGUUCGCAUUGACAUGAAAGACUACGCCCUAUGCUACCAAUUUCCAUCUUCUCCAACUGGCUUCCAAAACUUUUCCAUGUGGCCUUUGUUUAACUGUCUUUCUAUUCCCAACAUUGUAGGCGUGGUUGAAGCGGCUGUGUCACCAACUCGCCGUAUCAUAUUUGUCAGUCAUUACCCGGCCAUCCUAACCAUUGCCGCUGAAACUAUCCGUUUCUGUGUCCGUGUCUACGAAUGGAGUGGUCUGUACAACCCUGUUGUGCAUGCCCGUCACGUCAAGGAACUAGUUCAGGAGCCUGGCCCAUAUAUUCUGGGUAUUACUGCUGAGUGUCGUACUUUGUUCACCGCUCCUUCAGACGCUCUCGUUAUCGACCUGGAUCGCAAUUUCGUGUUAACCUCGAGUCCCCCCAGUAUCCUAACACAGGGCCAAAGGACCAAGAUGAUCAACCGUUUAACCCAGGCACUUAAUGGCGACGUUAACCCUAGCGGCGUUCCUCAGCACCUUCGAUCAGCUUACGGCGGAGGAAAACUAAUCCCCGCUGGUCAGAUCAUUGUUAUGAGAGGUGAAGUUGAGAGUAUUCAGGAUCCAAGUUGGUGGAACCAGGAUGCUGUGAUGUCCGUCAUGGACCAUGUUUGUGAGAAAUUGGGCCGCAACACAGGAGUGAAGGCGUUAUUUGGUGGAUCUGUCAAGAAGCCACUCAUGACGAAGAUAUCUAUGAGACAUCUCAAUGAAAUUGUCCGAGAACGAAACCAAUACUCGAGAGAUGCCCUUGAGGCGUGGCAAGACUUCAUCAACCUCAAGGGAAGAAUGGACACGGAACUUUCUAAAGUCAACAAACGGAACAACUUCCUUGUGGAGGAGCUCGAAACGUGGAAACAACAGUUCCUCAAAUUCCAAGCCUUUGCUGAACAACUCACGAAAGAAACAUCUGAGCUUAAGGUUAAGAUUGAGGGUCAUAAACGUGAAAAUCGUCGCCUCACUGCUCUGAUUGACCAGCAGAAGGAUGAUGCUGCCCGUCUUACGCUACGUCUCUCUGGUACCGAAAAACAACGCGACGAUGCUCUCGAAGCUCUUGUUCUACAGCAAGAGAUUGCAGAGGAACUUGAACGUGAGCGGAAACGAAACCAGAAAGAAAUCAGUGCACUCCAGCACACCACCGCCAAUCUUACUCGUCAACGAGAUGAAGCGCAACGUGUUGUUGUGCACCUUCGCAGCCUUAUCCAUGGACAGAGCCACCAUAUGGAGCAUAUCAUCCGAUCCAUCACUAAUGCUCCUGAAUUGUCAGAAUACGUCGAUCAGGGCUUCGAGGAUACCUCAGAUGCGGACGAUCGCUCUGAACGUUCUGUCGAUACCCGUCGCUCCCACGCAGUGUCUCGUAGAUUUGCUUCCCGUCUCAGCGCAUCCAGCCGUGCUGAAAGCGCUCACGGUGAAGAUGUCAGCCCAGAAAUGGAAAGCCAGCUGCUUGGCCUUGGAAGACACAAACGCCACUCUCAACUUAGCAUCACCGAUGUUGCAGACCGACACCUCCGAGCGAAGACAGACGCUAUCGCAGACAUUAUCCGCAAUAUCAGCGAACAAUGCGCUGCCGCUGUUGAAGGCCUCUACCUGGCUCAAGAUGCGGAACUCGAAGAUGAAUCCAACAAACAUGAUAACAAUCGACAAAACAACCUCAACGCCAACGAAGAUGGCAAUGACGAGCGAUCUUCCCGUGCAGGAAGUGAGAUGGGCGAUACUCUUCUCACACCUGACGGACGCGAUUCGAGUAUUUCCAGCAUCCCACCUACUCCGGACCUCGUACACAAUCGCUCCAGCACUGCUAUGUCGAUGGUGAGCAGCACAACCAUCCCAGAGCGCUCAAGCCAGCAGUAUGGACCCGGCGACCUUCCAACCCGAAUCCUGGAAGAAGACGGCGAGCGCAUGCACGAGGCAGAAGCCCAGCGAGAGCAAAACCAGGCUCCCGGAGCUCCGCGAAAGAGUGCCAGUCAUGAUACCAUGAGAGCAGGUACUGUCCAUGUUGUUGCAUAG